UGUUUCCGGUGUCUUAUAACAUUGUACUUCCUUCCACACAGACCGACACGAACAAAUCGAGAAGGAAGACGUCGCCAACUUUUAAAUGCCGUCGUCAGCGGUCGCGUUUUGAGCUCAUUCUCUCGUUUCGUUUGCAUCGUAAAAUGCGCGGCGCGUGGCGUGGUGGCGUCUGAGAAUAGAAGAACUGUUGACAAACGCAGACCGUAACGUGUAGGCCUCCCGAAGAAAGUUUGGUCGAGGGCCUGUAAACAACAUGUCCUCCGCCUCGCAGCCUUCCUCCAGACGGCAGUGGUGCUACCUCUGCGAUCUGCCCAAGAUGCCCUGGGCCAUGCUGUGGGAGUUCAGCGAGGCCGUGUGCCGGGGAUGUGUCAACUACGACGGGGCGGACAGAAUAGAGCUCCUCAUCGAAACUGCCAGGCAACUGAAGAGCACGCACGGAGUUUUAGACGGCCGGUCCCCCGGUCCUCAGCAGGGCAAACCCAGCUCGACCGGGCCCCUUGAAGCAGGGCGGCAGCAUGGAGAGCGUAUGGAUAGGGGGAGGGGUGAGUAUGGGGUAUCUUCUCGCCUCCCCAAUGGACUGCACAGAGCUGAAGAUGUGGCACUGUCAGAGGGCAGCAGACACAGCCCAAACACACGCCGGGCUAUUGUUGGGGCAGUUCCUAGUCUCCAUGGCACCAUAUCCCAUGCCUUGAUAGCUCAGGGGUUAGUAGCUGCCCCUCAUGGGCUUCUAGCCCCCAUGUCAAGCUCCAGGGCAGGGGCCACGCCAAUCGCUGUCUCAGCUGGCCCCAUAAUGGGUGACUCUGGCAGAAGACAGGUAGUGGCCCUGGGCGUGGGAGCUAGCACCUCUGCUCUGGUGGGUAUAGAUCCUGCAUUGUGGAGGAACAAUGAAGUGAUGGCGGAACUGAAUGAGGUGGCUCGUUGCAGGGUUGAAGGCUGGCCCAACCGCCCCAAAGCGGUCCGGGACGUGCUCGUAGCUCUGAGCAGCUGCGUCCCUUUCAACGUGCGCUUCAGGAAAGACCACAACCUGAUGGGCCGCGUUCUGGCCUUCGACACCAGCACAUCGCCAGAGUUUGAGCUCAAGGUGUUUGUGGAGUACCCCGCUGGCUCCGGGAUGAUCUUCUCGGGAGUCCCGGACCUGGUCAGGCAGAUGUUCCGCGACUCGGCAAAAGACGCAGGUAAAGCGGUGAACUCUGGGCUGCGCUAUGUGGAAUACGAGAAGCGGCAGGGCACGGGAGACUGGCGUGGGCUGUCUGAACUGCUGAACGACGGCGUGCGCAUGUUCAAAGAGCCCCCGAUUCCAGAGGUCCUGCCCCAGCUGGAUGCAGGGUUGCCCAUGGCAACCAUCGGACGCUCUGUACCGGCAAAGAGCACAACUCGCCGCCGCAAGGCCUCUCCGGGCUCCGAGAAUGGGGAGAGUGAAGGGAGGCCUGAUCACCCGGCAAGAGAGCCAUGGCCCCGGGGCGCGUACUCCGGCAUGGAACCGCUCCCUGGCAUGGCUGUCCCACAAGAAGGCCCGCCCCGUUUACACAGCCAGCCCUCGCCCAUCUCGGCGCUCAUGGGAGUCGCAGACAGCCUGAGCUCCAGCCAGAUGGCCAGAGAUAGCCCCGGCAUGUCGACAGCCCACUCCUCCUCAGCCGGGCGCCCAACCAGCGGCAGCCCCUCCACCGCCUCCACCUCAGUCUCCCAGGCAGCCUUGGGGCAGGGCUUGAGUGCGGCGCAGAGCAGCAACACCAGUGCCGGGGAGUCCACGAGCAACGCCCAGGGCACCCUGCUCUGCUGCACCCUCUGCCGAGAGCGCCUGGAGGACACCCACUUUGUCCAGUGUCCCUCUGUCCCGCACCACAAGUUCUGCUUCCCCUGCACCCGGGGGUUCAUCCGCAGUCAGGGUCAAGGCGGGGAGGUGUACUGCCCCAGCGGAGAACGCUGUCCCCUGGCCGGAUCCUCCGUGCCCUGGGCCUUCAUGCAGGGAGAGAUCUCGACCAUUCUGGCCGGAGACGGAGACGUGACUGUGAAGAAGGAGAGCGACCCUUGACGUCUCUAUCUUGUUGUGGUGAAUGUGGAUCAAACACUUUGAAAGCACUUCCCUAUUAUCUCAAGAAGAGGUCCACUUCGGCUGCAGUUCAUCAUGUGUGCCUCUGAGAACAGAAUGACUCUGAACCCCAGGAGAACAGCUACACACACAAACACACACACACCGCUAACUAAAGAAGAGGGACGCGUCCGUCUGCCGGGGCGGAGGGCCCUCGAUUCACCUGCGAAGGCCGGGCUGCUUGCGACCCAGCCGAAUAUAGUCCUGAACCAAAUCUCUUCCCCUCUUUGUUUCAGAGCAGCAGAGGCCUCGUCAAAGCCCAGGAUAGAAAGCACACGCUUGUUUUAGAAACGACAAUCUGUUUUGGUCCGUUUGUUUUUGUUCUACGUGUUGUCCCAUGCAGACAGGACAGUGACAUUGGACAGAAUCAUGCAAUUCUUUCUAAAAAAACAAAUGAAUGUUCAAAAUGUGGCAAAACCAAUUGGUCCUUAAAAGCCAAGGAUUGGAUUUUAAACAAAACAAAAAAAAUGUAAUCCCACAAUGUCUCUUAGGUAUUCUCCUCUUAUUGUAUGUCAAAUGUGAAUUUUCUUUCAAUAUGGCUGUCAUUUCUAUUUUUGAUACAAUUCAAAUUUCUAUGUAUUUGUUUAUAGUGAUAAGAAGACCAAAGAUGGCUUCAUGCUCAAUGUAAUUUUAUUGUAUUGUAGCCGUGUAUGCUGUACUCACUGAUGACCUCAGCGUCAGUCACUAAUUUGUUCAUCUAUCACAGAUAAGCUUGUCUUUUUGUCUAUUUACUUUUCUCUCUUUUUUUAUUGUAUGUAUGGUAAGAUAAUUAGCACCACAAUCUUCAAUGGUUAACCCACAUACUCAUGUGACCUGAACAGGUCAAUUCUACAAUAAAUUACAAAAUAGUUACGA
Molecule: messenger RNA, 2944 nt
Organism: Cyclopterus lumpus (lumpfish)
Lineage: Eukaryota; Metazoa; Chordata; Actinopteri; Perciformes; Cyclopteridae
Product: interferon regulatory factor 2-binding protein 1-like
Exons: 2
Coding region: 254-2032 (592 amino acids)
Biological process (GO): regulation of transcription by RNA polymerase II
Cellular component (GO): nucleus
Molecular function (GO): transcription corepressor activity
Source: RefSeq, a predicted model, not a curated record